This is a messenger RNA of Epinephelus lanceolatus (giant grouper), 3562 nucleotides long. Its product is annotated as cytochrome P450 2J6-like. NCBI's taxonomy places the organism in Eukaryota, Metazoa, Chordata, Actinopteri, Perciformes, Serranidae. The record is from RefSeq and is a predicted model, not a curated record. Gene Ontology annotation, molecular function: iron ion binding; oxidoreductase activity, acting on paired donors, with incorporation or reduction of molecular oxygen, reduced flavin or flavoprotein as one donor, and incorporation of one atom of oxygen; heme binding. Gene Ontology annotation, cellular component: intracellular membrane-bounded organelle; cytoplasm. Gene Ontology annotation, biological process: xenobiotic metabolic process.
UGUAAUCUGUCAGUAAUGUGGGUUCUGUGUAGUGUGAGGUCUUGAAAAUCUCCGACCUUCCUGCUGCUGCCGGUUUAACUAUCUUUAACAAUGUGGUUUUUUGAUUUUUUGCUGGGUUUUGACCUCAAGGGGCUAUUCUUGUUUAUGUUUAUCUUUAUCCUAAUAGCAGACUUCCUCAAAAACAGGAAUCCUCCAAAUUAUCCUCCAGGACCAAUGGCUCUUCCAUUUGUAGGGAAUUUCUUCAGUGUGGACAGUAAACAGCCAAACAUUUAUUUUACCAAGCUGGCUGAUGUCUAUGGCAAUGUGUUCAGCGUUCGCCUCGGCAGUGAAAAGAUGGUGUUUGUGUCUGGGUACAAGAUGGUGAAGGAAGCCUUAGUGACACAAGCCGACAACUUUGUGGAUCGACCACACAGUGCAACGGCUGACAGGGUGUACUCAGGAGACUCAGGUGGUCUGUUCAUGAGCAAUGGUGAAACAUGGAAAAGACAGAGACGCUUUGCCUUGUCUACAUUACGUACCUUCGGCCUGGGCAAAGGUACCAUGGAGCAGAGUAUCUGUGAGGAGACCCGACACUUGCAGGAGGAGAUAGAGAAGGAGAGAGGUGAACCUUUCAACCCCGCAGGCCUCUUCAACAAUGCUGUGUCCAACAUCAUUUGUCAGCUUGUGAUGGGGAAACGGUUUGACUACAGUGACCACAACUUCCAGACCAUGCUGAAGUAUAUGUCUGAAGUUUUUAGGCUGCAAGGCUCUGUAUGGACUAUGCUCUAUGAGGCAUUUCCUGGAGUGAUGAAGCACAUGCCAGGUCCUCAUAACACACUGUUCAGCAGCUACAAUGCCAUCCUCGACUUCAUCAGCCAGGAGAUAAAGAGCCACAAGAAGGACCUGGACCACAGCAAUCCCCGGGACUACAUUGAUGCUUUCCUCAUUGAAAUGGAAAAUCACAAAGAGAUGGACCUGGGCUUUACUGAGGCCAAUCUAGCUGUGUGCUCUCUGGAUCUGUUCAUGGCUGGAACUGAGACAACUUCCACCACUUUGCUGUGGGCUUUGAUUUACCUCAUCAAAAACCCUGAGAUCCAGGACAAAGUCCAGGCAGAGAUAGACAGAGUGAUCGGACAGACCCGACAGCCCAGUAUGGCAGACAGACCCAACCUGCCCUACGCUGACGCUGUCAUCCAUGAGAUCCAGAGGAUGGGAGACAUUGUUCCUCUUAAUGCACCCAAAAUGGCCGCCGUGGAUACGACACUGGAUGGUUACGUCAUACCCAAGGGUACGACCUUGAUGUCCAACCUGAGCACUGUGCUGUUCGACAAGACUGAAUGGGAGACUCCAGACACCUUCAACCCCGGACACUUCCUGGAUGCUGAGGGAAAGUUUGUAAAGAGAGAAGCCUUUCUGGUUUUCUCUGCAGGGAGACGUUCGUGUCUCGGAGAAGGCCUCGCCAAGAUGGAGCUGUUCCUGUUUCUGGUUGCUUUACUACAGAAGUUCACUUUUUCCGUUCCUGAUGGAGUAGAGCUGAGCACAGAGGGAGUUACUGGAAUAACACGUGUACCGCACCCCUUCAAGGUUUACGCCAAGGCUCACUCUCCGACCUUCCUCCUGCAGCUGGUUUUGCUCUCCAUAAGAAUGUGGCUUUAUAAUUUUUUGCUCGGUUUUGACCUCAAGGGGCUGUUCCUGUUCAUUUUUAUUUUUAUCCUCAUAGCAGACUUCCUCAAAAACAGGAAACCUUCAAAUUAUCCUCCAGGACCGUUGGCUCUUCCCCUUGUGGGGAAUUUCUUUAGUGUGGACACUAAACAUCCACACAAAUAUUUUACCAAGCUGGCUGACGUCUAUGGGAACGUGUUCAGUGUUCGCCUCGGAGGUGAGAGGAUGGUGUUUGUAUCUGGGUACAAAAUGAUGAAGGAAGCUUUAGUGACACAAGCCAAUAACUUUGUGGAUCGACCAAACAGUCCAUUGCAACACAGGUUUUACUCCAGAGAACCAGGAAAUCCAGGUGGUCUGUUUGUGAGCAACGGUGAAAAAUGGAAAAGACAGCGACGCUUUGCCUUGUCUACCUUGCGUAGCUUUGGCCUGGGCAAAAACGCCAUCGAGCAGAAAAUCUGUGAGGAGACCCGACACCUGCAGGAGGAGAUAGAGAAGGAGAAAGGUGAACCUUUCAGCCCAGACGGCCUCUUCAACAAUGCUGUGUCCAACAUCAUUUGUCAGCUGGUGAUGGCGAAACGGUUUGACUACAGCGACCACAAUUUCCAGACCAUGCGGAGGUAUCUUGCUGAGAUUCUUCAGGUGGAGGGCUCUAUAUGGGGUGUGAUGUAUGACUCAUUCCCCCGAAUAAUGAAGCACAUGCCAGGUCCUCACAACAAAAUGUUCAGUCAAUUCAACAGCAUUUUCGACUUCAUCAGUGAGGAGGUAAAGAGCCACAAGAAGGACCUGGACCACAGCAAUCCCCGGGACUACAUUGACGCUUUCAUCAUUGAAAUGGAGAAUCACAAAGAGACGGACCCGGGCUUCACUGAGACCAAUCUGGCUCUGUGCUCUCUGGAUCUGUUCCUGGCUGGAACAGAAACAACCGCCACCACUUUGCAGUGGGCUUUGAUUUACCUCAUCAAAAACCCUGAUAUCCAGCACAAAGUCCAGGCGGAGAUAGACAGAGUGAUCGGACAGACCCGACAGCCCAGUAUGGCAGACAGACCCAACCUGCCCUACACUGACGCUGUCAUCCAUGAGGUCCAGAGGAUGGGAAACAUCGUUCCUCUCAAUGCACUCAGAAUGGCCGCCAAUGAUACGACACUGGGUGGUUACUUCAUACCCAAGGGUACAACCUUGAUGCCCAUCCUGACCUCUGUGCUGUUCGACAAAACUGAAUGGGAGACUCCAGACACCUUCAACCCCGGACACUUCCUGGAUGCUGAGGGAAAGUUUGUGAAGAAAGAAGCUCUCCUGCCUUUCUCUGCAGGGAAGCGCGUGUGUCUCGGAGAAGGCCUCGCUAGGAUGGAGCUGUUUCUGUUUUUGGUUGGUUUACUCCAGAAGUUCACUUUCUCCGUUCCUGAUGGAGUAGAGCUGAGCACAGAGGGAGUUACUGGAACGACACAUGUACCGCUCCCCUUCAAGGUUUACGCCAAGGCUCGCUGAAUUUUUUAACAUCUCCCCGAACCAUUUUUUAUCUAUACAAUGUGCAAGAAAUCAGACAAGGAAAAGUGUCUUAGAGAAGAAAGCUGUAGUUACUUUUCGAUCCAAACCUUUCGUUGUCGUAUGACUGCCCCAUGUACUGAGGGCCUGUUUACUCUCUCUGUAAAUCUACGUGAUAAAGUUACUAAAGUUAAAAUGUUCUGUAUAAAUGCAACUGUUUAAAGACCUUUCCCUUUGUCUUGUUAUCAAUGAAAAAUGUAUUAAGAUUUCAAAAACAUACUGUCUUUAUAAUCAAGCUGCAUUGGGCAAGUUUUCUUUGUACUAAUCAUCAGUUAAGUCAUUAAUAAACCAUGUGUGCAUAAUAAACUAAAGUCAUUAACAAACCUAGUCAACACAAUUGUCAACAAUGAAUAAAUUAAGUGUUUAUUUGUGUCACAAA